AUGACAUAUAUCGUAGGGAUAGUAAAGCUACUGCUUCGUCUAGCGUCAUGGCGUGAGGCCCCAAUGAUGCAGCUGUCCCGUGCGUUCCCUUCUGUUUGCUUCCUUGAUGAGAAAGUAUAUGUAACAGGCGGCUGCAAUAAUCUGAUCGAUUCAACGAAUUGGACGGAGGUUUUUGAUACCAAGACCCAAACUUGGGAGUGUUUUCAGAUCCGUAGCGAGAAGAUAUGUGGAGUAUAUAGAUACAAAAGCGUCAGGUGCGAGGGAACUAUCUAUGUGAGGUCUGAGGAAACGGGUGUGACUUACAAGCUGCAUAGAGAACGUGUUACGUUCUACCGGCAGAUAUAG
Thlaspi arvense is the source of this 345-nucleotide messenger RNA. The record is from the annotation of a GenBank genome assembly. Lineage: Eukaryota; Viridiplantae; Streptophyta; Magnoliopsida; Brassicales; Brassicaceae.